UCUACCAGAGACAUGGACAACCACUACUAUACUAUGAACUCCAUGGGUACCGGAUACUACCCUAACGGACAGCCCAUGAUCCCACCGGAAGGCAUGUUGCCAGAUGGAGUCAUGAUGCCGGAUGGCUAUGUCCCAAGACUCUAUCAAAUGCCGACCAUUUCUCAAGAAAACCUAAACAGCUAUUCUGACCUUGACGAUCCUAGUCGCACAUCAGUAUCGCAACAAGGAGGGUCGCGCGGCGGUAAACGGCGAUCCGUCACUGGGACGGAUCAUGUCAAACACCGGAGAACACGGAGUGGUUGCUUUACUUGCAGACAGCGUAGAGUCAAGUCCUCGAAAGGCAACAAAAGCAGGGGCUCCGCUGGCGAAGCCUCGAACUCGUCUGGUGAAGAUUAUGAUAUCAACGAGGCCGACAGACUUCCUUCAAUCCNNCCUGAUGACGAAGAGAUCGAAGAGGGCGCGUCGAGCUUAUGUUCCAAGGAGGACCGCAAACUGUCUGAUGCAUCUUCCAACUCAAGGGAUCAAAGCCCUCUAAUCAAAAGCCCUGCAACUACGGACAGCUCCAUCACAUCGUCUGUUCGUCCUUCUACACGCCCACAAAUACCCCGCCAAAGCUCAAGAAAAUCAUUGAAAACCAAACAGCCACCAAACAGCAAGUGGGCACAUCUACCAAAAGAUGUCAAAUUCUACAUUACAUACCACCGAGAGAACUUGACGCACCAACAUUAUGCCAUGAAAUACGAUACAGGAGACUUCUUGAAGACGACAUUCCUGGAGAUAGCCCUAGGAUACGAGCCACUCCUUUAUGCGAUCACCGCAUUCUCUGCUUAUCAUCAUACAUUGGCGAAGCCAGGCGGCAAACUCUCGAGUUUCUUGGGUUACUACAACAAAUCGGUCUCAUUACUACGACAAUCUCUGGAGAGAAGCCCACGGCAUACCGUAGCCACCCUGCUCACCAUAUUGCAAUUGGCCACUUUUGAAGAGUUCCUAGGCGAUUGGGUCAAUCUCAUGGGUCAUCAGAGGGCUGCUUACGAGAUUCUCACAGAGCUGUUCACACCACAAACCAUCAUGCAGAGCGAAACACACCGCAAAAUCAUCUCGUGGUACAUCCGAUUCGACCUCUUUGCAGGAUUCAUGCAUGGGUACGGAAUGGUUCUGUCUCGUGACUGGCAUGUGGCGUGCAUGGAGUUUUACGUUCGACAGGCUAGAGACAAGCCUCGUGAUCUAGGGUCUCUUUUCGAAGAGAAAUUCGCACGAUCGAGACUGCUGGCAACCGACAUAUCGCUACUAUUCGCACGAGGCAAAACAGAAGGUCCGAGCCAAGAACUCAUCGUGGAUAUGGGCAAACUAGGCGCUCAGCUGGAAACCUAUGCUCACGAGCUUGAAUCCGCCUUCAAGGACACACGGACAUACGUCAAGGAGUUCCCAAAUGCACCAAAAGGAGAAUGGGAUAACGUGGUUAACUCGACAGAUCCCGAGUUCCUAUGGGCAGGAGACCUCUUUACAUGGAACUUCAUCCUGAUCGACUUUUGGGCUAUCCAUCUACUCUUCAAGUCACAGAUUGCACAAUUCGAUCCUACAGUGGGCGGCGAGGAAGUUGUGGCAGCGGCGUUCAAGGUGUGCAAGAUGUUCGAGGCGCUACAGUAUUGUGGCGAGGAUGCGACAGCAAUGAUUCUGGGCGCGCAAGCAAGUCUGGGCAUGGCUGCAGCAUGCUUGCCAAAAGACCAACGACACACCAUGUGGUGCCGCAACAAUUACAUCUACCCUGCUGCGCUGCGACAACGCAUGACUGGCGUUUGGGGCGUCGACGUGAUGCGUUGGUGGCUUCCCAACGACGAAGGCUACAACCCCAUGCUGCAAGCCGUUCGCGAGUUCAUCGACUAUCGUGCGCGUGUGCCGCAAGACAAUGUGCAGUCAGAUCUGCGCGACAUGAAGGGUUUGUUCAAAGCAUUGCAGCUUGACGACACUGAUUCCAAGAAGAGUACGGGCAGUGCAGGAGGUACCGAUUCAUCGGAUCCGUUCGACUUUGAGCCGGCUGGAAGCAUGCCGUGGGAGAGCAGUCCGGAGAUGAGUUGGCCUUAG
Messenger RNA from Aureobasidium musti, 2082 nucleotides. NCBI's taxonomy places the organism in Eukaryota, Fungi, Ascomycota, Dothideomycetes, Dothideales, Saccotheciaceae. The record is from the annotation of a GenBank genome assembly.